AAUGAUGGAAACUAUGAAUGACUCAGAGAAAGGCUCUGGUCAAAGAUCAGAGAACACUCUGAAUGUGACGUCAGAGCAGCGCGUGCGCCGCCCGCUCCCUGCUCAGCUGUGUGUGUGUGCGUGUGUGUGUGUGUGUGUGAAAAAGUGUCUAUGUAUGAGGUGACAGUCGCUGCUAGCUUUCACACAACAAGGAAGUAGAAGAUAUAUCGCUCAACUGAAGGCACAACCAUCACAAAAUCUUCGACUGUCCCGUCCGAGAUCCCUUUUACUCGCCCCUCUCCCUGUCUUGUCAUCUUCUCAGACUCUCCUUCCAGCUCCAGCGCAUUCCGUGUCAGACAUGUGUCCUCUUGCUGAUGAUCUCCCAGGAGUGUCCUCUGAGAUGUAGUUGAGCAGAAGCACCAUGUCUGCAUGUACCCCAUCAGCCUCUUCAUCCUGAGCCCACAUCAGCUGCCGUCCUGAGAUUGUCAAUAUCUGUGUACAAACAUGGCCGCUGUUCCUCCUGGGAUUCGCAUGCUGGUGUCCUUCGACAGGGACCAGUGGUACAGAGCGCUCACAUUCAUCCUCACCUUCCUGCUCUACACCAGCUUCCACCUCUCCAGGAAACCCAUUAGCAUCGUCAAGAGCGAGCUCCAUAAGAACUGCUCCUCUGUCAGUGAGAUCGCCACCUUAGCCUCCAGCAGCGGCAGCCCGCAGUCGAUCCACACAGACAUGGACUGUAGCUGGAAGCCUUUCGACAAAAAGAACUACAGACAGCUGCUGGGAGCUAUGGACUACUCCUUCCUCUGUGCCUACGCUGUGGGAAUGUACCUCAGCGGCAUCAUCGGUGAGCGCCUGCCUAUCCGCCUGUACCUGACCGUGGGCAUGCUGAGUAGUGGCCUGUUCACCUGCCUGUUUGGACUGGGUUAUGUCUACAACAUCCACAACAUGGGCUUCUAUGUGUUUGUGCAGGUGGCCAAUGGCUUAGUCCAGACCACCGGCUGGCCCAGUGUAGUAACUUGCAUCAGCAACUGGUUUGGAAAAGGAAGGCGGGGACUCGUCAUGGGGCUGUGGAACUCUCACACCUCCGUCGGAAACAUCCUGGGCUCUCUGAUUGCCGGCUACUUGGUCUCCUCAACUGGGGCCAUGUCCUUCAUCGUCCCGGGGAUCAUCAUCCGCAGUAUGGGCGUUGUCUGCUUCUUCUUCCUCAUUGAGCAUCCAAAUGACCUGAAAAGCAUGUAUGCUCAAAAUACGUCUCCAGGCAAGCGUGUUCCAACCAAGAGUUGGAACGGAGUAAAUGGACACACUGAAGUGUAUCAUCAAUACAAUGACAACCAAACCCAGAGUUACGACACAGAGCUGUUGUUGCCCAGCGACAGUGUGUGUGUCCCCGCGCAGACCGUCGUGGUGGUGAAGAGGGAAUCCGAACCGUCCGCCAUCAGCUUCAUGGGAGCUCUACGUAUACCAGGAGUGAUCGAGUUCUCUCUGUGUCUGCUGUUUGCAAAGCUGGUCAGCUACACCUUCCUCUUCUGGCUGCCGCUCUACAUCACCAAGACUGCUCACCUCGAUGCAAAGAAGGCUGGAGAUCUCUCCACCCUGUUUGACGUGGGAGGAAUAGUGGGGGGGAUCCUGGCAGGAGUGAUCUCUGAUAAGCUGGGGAAGAGAGCCACCACCUGUGCAGUCAUGCUGCUGCUGGCUGCUCCUACACUGUAUGGCUUCUCCAUGAUCAGCGAGUUUGGGUUUGGGCCAACCAUCGGCAUGCUGCUGGUGUGUGGAGGGUUAGUCAAUGGACCAUACUCCCUCAUCACAACGGCAGUUUCUGCUGAUUUGGGCACCCACAAGAGUCUGAAAGGCAACGCCAGAGCGUUGUCCACUGUGACUGCCAUCAUCGAUGGCACAGGAUCUAUAGGUGCAGCACUGGGCCCCCUGCUGGCGGGGCUGCUGUCUGCAGGGGGGUGGGAUCAGGUAUUCUACAUGCUGAUGACUGCUGACUUCCUGGCUCUGUUGUGCUUGUUACGGCUUGUGACAAAGGAGCUGACAUCAUCUAAAUCCCCUCCCAUCUCGGCUGUAGAGUUGAAGGAGCACUGAGCACUUUGAUUGUACUGCCUCCACGAUGAACACACACACACACACUCUCUCUCUCUCUCUCUCUCUCUCUCUCUCUCUCUCUCUCUCUCUCUCUCUCUCUCUCUCUCUCUCUCACACACACUCACACACAGGUGUGUUGCUGUGCAGAGCUGAAGUGCAGCAGGGUUUCCUCUGCAGCAGUCAUCCACACACACUGUAUGUGCAUACAGGAACACACACAUGCUUCCUGGUCAUUGUCUGGACCUAAGUUGACCUGAUGGCAGUCAAGUUGAGUGUGAACACACUGACUGUUCAUUCUACUUAGGAUUUGUAGAUAAAUAAAACUAGCCUUACUUUAAAGUCUAUCAGAACUAGAAGUGACUUGAAAUGUUUAUUUUGGGAGCAAUCUUUGAAACAGCAACUUCCAUGUGUCCAAAAAGAUCCUUCUGUACCAUCAUUCUCCUUAUAAGCACACCAUACCUGAAGUUACCAUAACAAUCUUUUACAUCUAUAUUACCCAAACUAUUAUACCUAAAUGUGUAUGUUGUUAAAAAUCAGCUUAUAGAAGAAUGCUCUGUUUCAAAUUAAACUCCCCCCCCCCCCCUCCUACUUAGAAGAGUUGACUGCAUGUUCUGUGGGUUAUUAAGAAUAGCACGAACACUGUCUCUGUAUCAACAGGUUGUAUUAAUAAUGUCCACAACUGUCUCCAUUGAAGGAGUAUGUGUGUCAUCACUUGCAGCGAUCUACGCACACACUGUUGAGCUGGUGAUGAAAACAGAAAGACUCUGACUUUAUGUGAGGAAGGAGCACAAACCAACACCACUACAUGUCCCAAACACCCCGCCCCCCUCCCACUGUGGAAGCUGCUGUUUCAAGGUCACCUUUGCCUUACUGAACCAAAGAGACUGUGGGUGUCAUGCUGUUAUUUAAAUAACGCUACUUAUUUAAGUCCUUUAAUUUAUUCCUAUAUUUUGUGCGAUGGUUUCUGAGUUUGCUAUGAAAUGAAGGCACCAAAGUUGUAUUUGUAUGUAAACCUGCAGAUAAGGAUGUAUGUUUUUGGUGGGUAUGUGGUUGGGGAUCUAUAGGGAGAUAUUAUGAAUGUAAUGGUUUUGUCAAAUUUAGAUGACUGACUUGAUGUCAAAGUUCUUAUAGAUAUAUUUUGCUGUGCAAUGUUGAUACAUAAGGUUAAUGAGAAAUAUACUGGUAAUAUAUCUUCCAAUAUCUGAUCAUUCUUUCCAAGAUUGUAUUAAGCAUUUAACUAACUAUAUUCUGUUAAUGGAUUGGAUGUAAAAAUGGUAUCUAAGUAAAUGCACAAAACAGAAACCCAUUUGUAUUUAAAACGUUGUGAUGGUAGCCUUGAGACAUCAUCAUGCCUUCCUCAGAACACAUGUUGUGUAUUUGUGCCAGUGGUAGGGACAGUACUUGAUACAUUGUGUGCCUUGUUUGUUGUUGGUCUUUUUGCUGGGCAGUUGAAUUUGUAAAGACAAAACAAAUUAAAAUGUUUGAUUAAGGAUGGACCUGCUUUGGGAAUGGUUCACUCCCAAGCAUCGAGUAAAAUAAAUAAACUUUUAAAAAAUG
Molecule: messenger RNA, 3621 nt
Organism: Gymnodraco acuticeps
Lineage: Eukaryota; Metazoa; Chordata; Actinopteri; Perciformes; Bathydraconidae
Gene: slc37a1
Product: solute carrier family 37 member 1
Biological process (GO): phosphate ion transmembrane transport; glucose-6-phosphate transport
Cellular component (GO): endoplasmic reticulum membrane
Molecular function (GO): glucose 6-phosphate:phosphate antiporter activity
Source: RefSeq, a predicted model, not a curated record